Rhipicephalus sanguineus (brown dog tick) is the source of this 3007-nucleotide messenger RNA. Its product is annotated as protein argonaute-1. The coding region runs from base 46 to 2931 and encodes 961 amino acids. Lineage: Eukaryota; Metazoa; Arthropoda; Arachnida; Ixodida; Ixodidae. The transcript has 7 exons. The record is from RefSeq and is a predicted model, not a curated record. Gene Ontology annotation, molecular function: protein binding; RNA binding.
CAGCGACGUCAGGGGACGGGAGCGCGUUCCAUUCUGGUGUUGAUCAUGCCCGGUGAAAGCGGUCGUACCACAGGGCAGGGCAGAGGCCGUGGAAAGAAAUCUGCGCCUGGCGUGGCCUCCCCUCCCGCUGGCGCCGCGUGCAACGGGUUCGUGCAAGCUCUAAAGCAGCGGUUGGAGAGCGACCCGCCAACCGUGAACGGCCACAGCAAUGGCUUCGUCAGCAACGGUCACCGAACAACGACGGGCGGCACUGCCGCGGGCCGUCCGCCCGGCUCCAUGUCUCCGACCUCUCCGCCGGCGACGACGCCACCCAGAACCGGAACCGAGCUCGCCUUGACCGCCGGUGGGUCGCCGAACGACGAGAUGCGCAUCCGGGAAGUCGCACUGACCCUUCCGUCGCACUUCCCUCGGCGGCCAGCCCAUGGCACGCUCGGCCGUCUAAUCCAGCUAAUGGCCAACCAUUUCAGUAUCGAGAUCCCAGACGGCAGCAUAUACCACUACGACGUCGAGAUAACCUCCACGGAGGAGGCUAGGGUGCCCGAGCAGAAAAGGUACCGCUGCCUCAGCACAAAGAUCAAUCGCACCGUCAUCGAGCUUCUCGUGAAGAAAUACCGAGGCGAGCUGUCCGACUGCAUCCCGGCCUUCGACGGCCGCAAGAACCUGUACACGCGACGCCAGCUCAACUUCCGCGAGAGGAUCUUCUCCGUCGACCUGGAGGAGAACCAGAGGAUUCAGAGGUUCACAGUCAAGAUCCAGUACGCCGCCACGGUCAACCUUGACGCCUUGAACGCCGUGUACAAGAAACGCACCCACAACGUACCCCAAGAGGUUAUCCAGGCGAUCGACAUCGUGGUACGCCACGGACCGUCGAUCAAGCUGACGCCCGUGGGGCGCUCCUUCUUCAAACCGCCGUACGAGACGUACGCGUUGGGCGGAGGCCGCGAAGUCUGGUUCGGUUACUACACGAGCGUGCGGCCGGCGCAGUGGAAACCCAUGCUGAACGUGGACGUGUCGGCGACCGCUUUCUACGAGCCCUUGCCCCUGGUCAACUUCAUGUGCAAGAUAUUCGGCGGCAGGCGCGUCAUGACGCCCUCCGAGUUCCGGCCGCUCAGCGAGUCCCAGCACGCGCGGCUCAACAAGGAGCUCAAGGGUUUGCGCAUCAAGGUGACGCACCUGCCUUACCCGCGCAAGUACAAGGUCGUGCGCGUCACCAGGAGCUCGGCGAGUGCGAUCUCUUUCGACACGGACGAAGGGGCCAGCGUCACGGUAUCGCAGUACUUCGGGCAGCGGUACGCUCCCCUGCAGUACCCGCACUUGCCGUGCGUGCAGAGCGGCAGGCCCGAGCAUCCGGUCUACAUCCCCUUCGAGGUGUGCGAGCUGGUCGAGGGCCAGCACUGCCGAAAGAAGCUCGACGAGAACCAGACGGCCGAGAUGAUCAAGCGCACGGCCAAGCCGCCUGCCCAGAGAUUCCAGGAAAUCUGCCAGUCGGUGCGCGACCUGGUGAACAGCUCCGAGGAUUACCUGCGCGAAUUUGGCAUCAAGAUCAGCACCGAUCUGACGCAGCUCAAAGGUCGUGUGCUUGACCCGCCCACGCUGGUGUUCGAACACAGCUCGGUGAUUAAGCCGCGUGACGGCACGUGGGAUCUUCGCGGCCAGCACUUCUACAACCCGGCCACCAUGGACCGCUGGACGGUGGUCAGCAUGAGCCGGUCCGCGCCGCGAGACAGCGUCGACAACUUCGUCAAGAUGCUCGUCCGCAUUGGCAAGGAACUGGGCAUGCGCAUCCACCAGCCGCUCGACAUUUCGGCGGCCGACCCCAACCGGCGUCCCAUCCGCUCCAUCCUCUGCGAGCAGCUUAAGAACCACGGCGGGCUCCAGAUGGUCGUGCUCGUCAUCGCCAAGACGACCAAUUACGCCGAAAUCAAGCAGGUGGCCGAGACUGAGCUGGGCCUGCGCACUCAGUGUGUGCUCGACAACAACGUGGUCCGCAAGUGCAACGCUCCGCUCGUGCAGAACCUGCUGCAGAAGAUCAACGCCAAGAUGGGCGGCACCAACAACAGCCUGCUGUCGCAGGAGAAGCCCUCGUUGUUCCGGACGCCCGUGAUCGUGAUCGGCGCCGACGUCUCGCAUCCGUCGCCCGGCGACCGGGUCCGUCCGUCGAUCGCCGCCUGCGUUGGCAGCCUGGACGCGACCCCGUCUAAGUUCCACUCCUCCAUACGCAUCCAGAUGGAGCAGGACAAGGGGAACGUCGAUAUCAUCCGGGAGCUCAAGGAGAUGGUCAAGGAACUGCUCAGGGCCUUCUACCGCGCCACGAGGCAGAAGCCGCAACGAAUCGUCUUCUACCGCGACGGCGUGAGCGAGAGCCAGUUCCUCGAAGUGCGAAACCGAGAGGUGAGCGCCAUCCGCCAGGCGUGCAAGGAGAUGUCUCCGAACGAGAUGUACGAGCCUCCCCUAACCUUCAUCGUGGUGCAGAAGCGCCACCACACGCGCUUCAUGCCAGCCAACGAGCGUGACGGCGUCGGCAAGUGCCGCAACGUGCCACCGGGCACCACUGUCGACUCGGUGGUCACGCACCCGCUCGACUUCGACUUCUUCCUCUGCAGUCACUUUGGCAUCCAGGGCACGAGUCGUCCGGCGCACUACUACGUCGUCUGGGACGACUCGAACUUCACGGCUGACGAGCUGCAAAAGCUCAGCUAUUACCUGUGCCACACGUACGCCCGCUGCGCCAGGAGCGUCAGUAUCCCGGCGCCCGUCUACUACGCGCACCUGGCGGCCUACCGGGCCAAAAACCACAUUGUGAGCAAAGUGGACGUGCCCAGCUCAGGCAGCGACUCCUCGGGAGGCAGCGGGGACAACGUCGCUCCCAUUCAGUACGCCGAGGCUGUCCGCGUCCUGGACGAGCUCCGGACGUCGAUGUACUUCGUCUGAGGCUGCCGCCGACUCCUAACAUGUAAGUUCGCUGCACACACAUUUCUUGCGAUAAAGUUUGACCUAGCAUUCCAUU